UGGUAAUAUCAUACUAACUGAUGGGUUAACAACAAUCAUUUACGAUCCAAAUAUUAUCCCAAUUGAUGAAACAACAACGCAACUUUACGGAUUCGAAAAUACAUCCGAUGAAGAAAGUAGACCCGAUUCUCAUGGUGGUCCAAACUAUUCUUUUGUUGUUGCAGUUAUCGUAGGAGUUUUAUUCAUCACAUGCAUUAUUGUUGGAGUUUGUCUUUUAAGAAGAUGCAAUGCAUCAAAUACUGCAAAGAGGCCUGGUAAAAUGAAAGUUAUGACAAAAUCGAAUUCAGCAUAUGAUCCGGCCCAUGGACAUACAGAACCAGAUAAUAAUCAACAAGCUUAUUUGAUGAAUUCACCUGAUACCAUACAUCUUUCAAUUUCACACGCAGCUGUUGCGACAAAUGAAGUGUCAAAUACUUACUCACAUUCUCGAAACACCGUGGAUGACCCUGAUGUUAUGUAUGACCAUACAAUACGCCAUACUGUCCGAAACACUGGUGAUGGUGAUUAUGGCAUUACACACAGGAUACUUACAGAGGGUGACUACGAUGUGUCUGGAAACUAUCGUCAGUCACUUAACAGCGAGACAGAUCCUGUCUACAACUAAAUUUAAAGACGUUCAGUGAGCAUUGGUAUGGUGAUGUUGGGUGUACCGUUACGACAGCAAAAUAUGAAAUAGAUGUACAAUUAACGAAUUAUUUAUGUUCAUUAGACUAUGUUUUAAACAUGUAGCUUUCCCAUUAUGUACAAUUUAUUUGCUCCUUACUUUUUUAAUUGUAAAAAGGAAACAGUUAUGCAUUUCGAUAAAUUGUUCUUCCACCAUGAGGAUUUGUGUGUGAUGUUCUGUUAUACUUAUUGAUUAUUUUGUGAAUUCCUGUUAUCUUUUUAUAGAUAUAUAUAACUACUGAUGCAUUGUAAGAUAAAGACCCAAAAUGAAACAUAUUGACAGAGCAUGUUAUUUGAAAUAUAAUGAUAUAGUUUUAAUUUUUAUACGUUUGUCAACAAAUUUAUGCUUUUUAAUUGAUAAAAAUGUAAUGCAAUAAAUCAAAUAUGUCAAUAUUCGUAAUGCGUUUCAAUGUAAAGUACUAAAUUGUAA
Molecule: messenger RNA, 1093 nt
Organism: Mytilus trossulus (common blue mussel)
Lineage: Eukaryota; Metazoa; Mollusca; Bivalvia; Mytilida; Mytilidae
Exons: 5
Coding region: 260-604 (114 amino acids)
Source: RefSeq, a predicted model, not a curated record